Megalops cyprinoides (Indo-Pacific tarpon) is the source of this 1608-nucleotide messenger RNA. It is a transcript of the gene slc25a3a, whose product is annotated as solute carrier family 25 member 3a. Gene Ontology annotation, molecular function: phosphate transmembrane transporter activity. Lineage: Eukaryota; Metazoa; Chordata; Actinopteri; Elopiformes; Megalopidae. The record is from RefSeq and is a predicted model, not a curated record. Gene Ontology annotation, cellular component: mitochondrial inner membrane. Bases 87 to 1166 code for a protein of 359 amino acids. The transcript is spliced from 8 exons. Gene Ontology annotation, biological process: mitochondrial phosphate ion transmembrane transport.
GACGUCGGGCCUUUCCGAGCCGCCGGGCUGAAGGGGAACGGAGGCGCCAUCUUAAGACAGCGUCGAAAACCCUUCUCUCCAGAAAAAUGUACCCCACCACGUUGACACAGCUGGCCCGGGCGAACCCCUUCAGCGCCCCGUUAUUCACCCUGCGGCAGGUCGAAGAGCCCAGACAGAGCACCACAGAGCAUGGGCACAGCAAUCGCAGGUUUGCGGCUGCUGCUGUGGCCGACUCGGACGUGAGCUGUGAGUUUGGCUCCAUGAAAUAUUACGCCCUGUGCGGCUUCGGGGGCAUCCUCAGCUGCGGACUCACGCACACGGUGGUCGUGCCCCUCGACCUGGUCAAGUGCCGCAUUCAGGUGAACCCAGACAAGUACAAGACCAUUUUCAACGGCUUCUCUAUCACCCUGAGGGAAGAUGGUGUCAGGGGUUUGGGUAAGGGCUGGGCCCCCACCUUCAUCGGGUACUCCAUGCAGGGUCUCUGCAAGUUCGGCUUCUACGAGGUCUUCAAGAUCGUGUACAGCGACUUCCUGGGAGAGGAAAAUGCCUACCUGUGGAGGACUUCCCUGUACUUGGCAUCAUCAGCCAGUGCCGAGUUCUUUGCCGAUGUCGCUCUGGCCCCCAUGGAGGCAUGUAAAGUGCGCAUCCAGACCCAGCCAGGCUACGCCAACACCCUGAGGGAGUGUGCACCAAAGAUGUAUGCCGAGGAGGGGCUGUGGGCGUUUUACAAGGGCGUGGUCCCCCUGUGGAUGAGGCAGAUCCCCUACACCAUGAUGAAGUUCGCCUGCUUCGAGCGCACGGUGGAGGCACUCUACAAGCACGUGGUGCCCAAGCCACGCAGCGAGUGCUCCAAGCCAGAGCAGCUGGUCGUCACCUUCGUGGCCGGUUACAUAGCCGGAGUAUUCUGCGCCGUUGUGUCCCACCCCGCUGACUCUGUGGUCUCUGUGCUCAACAAAGAGAAAGGCAGCACCGCCGUGCAGGUGCUCAAGAGGCUCGGACCCAGAGGUGUGUGGAAGGGACUGGUGGCCCGCAUCAUCAUGAUCGGAACUCUGACGGCCCUGCAGUGGUUCAUCUACGACUCGGUGAAGGUGUACUUCCGCCUGCCCCGCCCCCCUCCCCCCGAGAUGCCCGAGUCCCUGAAGAAGAAGCUGGGGCUGGCGGAGUAAGGUGGGGCAGCUCCCACACUCCAGUCAUUUUUCUGUAUUUAUAUACCUGCAGCAGCCCACGGCGCUGUGCUGCUGCUUACGCUUACUGAGGACAGAGUGGGGGGGGGGAAGUGACCCUAGCAGGGGGUCAGAGGGAGGGCACAGGAGAUUUUAGUUUACAUGGAGGUUAUGAUUAAAAAAAAAACUGGUCAAACAGUUGCUGGUGUGUUGCUUUUUUGUAAGGAUUUUGAAGGACUGCUCUUCACCUGUGUACAGUUUCCUGUGUUAAAAUGCAGUCAGUGCACAUUUCUUUCCUGUAUUAAAAUGCUGAAUCAUUGCACUUAAGCAGAUCUGUGUCUGUAUUUGAGUUUGUAAGGAGCAUUGUUACUCCAGCUGUCUGGUGGUGUUCGUGAGCUGCUUGCUUUCUGGCAGUCAGGACACUGGAUUAAAAAUGUUACAGCCU